Molecule: messenger RNA, 1332 nt
Organism: Tilletiopsis washingtonensis
Lineage: Eukaryota; Fungi; Basidiomycota; Exobasidiomycetes; Entylomatales
Product: Actin/actin-like protein
Exons: 5
Coding region: 1-1332 (443 amino acids)
Biological process (GO): regulation of transcription by RNA polymerase II
Cellular component (GO): SWI/SNF complex; NuA4 histone acetyltransferase complex
Molecular function (GO): chromatin binding
Source: RefSeq, a predicted model, not a curated record
AUGCCCGGCAUCUACGGCGGCGACGACGUCUCCGCCAUCGUGCUCGACGCCGGCACCUCUACGUUCCGCGGCGGCUGGGCCGGCGACGACGCGCCGCGCGCCGUGGUGCCGACGCCGUACUCGUGGCUGCCGGCCGCUGCCAGCGAGGGCGCCGACGGCGAUGGCGACGAGCAGAUGGAGGGAGAGAAGAAGAAGGAGACGCGCAGGCGCUUUGUGGGAGAGCCGGGCGUGGCGUGGCGAGAGGGCGCAGAGCUGGACUCGCCGCUGCAGGACGGCAUGGUCACGUCUCCUGAGGCCUACCUGGCGCUGGCACAGCACGUGCUGACGGGCCUACUGGGUGCGCGCGCUGAAGAGCACCCGCUCCUCCUCACCGAGCCGGCAUGGGCCAGCCGCGAGAGCCGAGAGCAGAUGGCGGAGCUGGCGUUCGAGCAGCUCAACGCGCCUGCUUUCUACCUGGCCAACGCGACGGUGUGCAGCUCCUUCGCGGCCGGCAAGCCGACGUCAUUGCUGCUCGACGUCGGCGCCUCGCACGCUUCGGCAAUUCCCGUCGUCGACGGCUUCGUUCUGCGCAAGGGUAUCCGGCGUGCCGUCAACCUGGGCGGCGACGCCGUCUCGCGCGCGCUUCUCUACGAUCUUUCCGUCUCCGCUCCUGCCGGCUCGCCGCGAAGUGGCGGCCUGGUGUCCAUCGUGCCGCAGUACAACGUGCGUGCCAAGGCGGCCGUAGGUGCCGGCGCGCCCGCCGCUGCGCAGCUGCGCGACCGGCAGGCGACCGACAGCUACUCGGCCUUUGCGCGCAUGCGCGUGCUGCACGAGGCAAAGGAGAGUCUGGCGCAGGUGCUCGACCUGCCAUGGGACGAGGCGCAGGCCACACAUCGGCCCGCCCGGCCAUUCGAGUUUCCCGAUGGAUACAAUGACCAAUUCGGCGUCGAGCGCUUCCGGGCACCCGAGGUCAUGUUCUCGCCGCAGCUGUGGGCCGGCAAGGGUGACGUGCUGCCGAGCGGCGAGCAACACCCGUCCAUUCCGCAGAUCGUUCUCGAUGCCAUUGCCGCCACCGACGUCGACAGCCGGCCGACGCUGCUGCAGAACAUCGUCUGUGUGGGCGGCGGCACCUGCAUCCCCGGCUUCAACGACCGGCUGAGCUACCAGCUCAACAUUGCUGCGCCUGGUCAAAAGAUCAAGAUCCACAGCCCGGGCAACACCGUCGAGCGGCGCUACUCCGCAUGGCUCGGCGGCUCCAUCCUCGCCAGUCUGGGCACGUUCCACCAGCUCUGGGUCAGCAAGCAGGAGUACGAGGAGCACGGCGCGGCCAUCGUGCACGCUCGCUGCCGGUGA